Ctenocephalides felis (cat flea) is the source of this 1647-nucleotide messenger RNA. RefSeq names its product cyclic nucleotide-gated cation channel alpha-3. The coding region runs from base 1 to 1647 and encodes 548 amino acids. Gene Ontology annotation, biological process: monoatomic cation transmembrane transport; potassium ion transport. Gene Ontology annotation, molecular function: voltage-gated potassium channel activity; cGMP binding; protein-containing complex binding. NCBI's taxonomy places the organism in Eukaryota, Metazoa, Arthropoda, Insecta, Siphonaptera, Pulicidae. The transcript is spliced from 9 exons. Gene Ontology annotation, cellular component: intracellular cyclic nucleotide activated cation channel complex; plasma membrane. The record is from RefSeq and is a predicted model, not a curated record.
AUGAAAUUUGAUAUGAUGUAUGAUGACAAACGUAAAGGACUACCCACAAUUCGUAUCCUGUUAAUACUGAAAUAUCCCGUUACUGGUGCAACAUAUGGCAGUGGCUGCGACACCGCCCUAUUGGGUGCGGGGGGCCGGAGGGGCACUGGAUGCUCCGCGGGGACCAAUGCCCCUUCCACGAAUCACCUGGGCAGUGCCACUGGCAGCUGUAACGGAACUGACAGACGUACAAGGAGUGCCUCGUAUCCGACUCGGCCCAAGCAUCGAGUGACGAAUUGGUCGUUCUUGUUCGAUCCCGCCGGACGGUUUAUCUACUAUUGGUCAAUGGUCGUCUCAUUGGCAUUUCUCUACAAUUUCUGGGUCAUCAUAUACAGAUUCGCAUUUCAGGAAAUUACGAGAGACACACUCUCGACGUGGUUCGCACUAGAUUACUUCGCUGACUUCCUGUAUCUCUUGGACAUUAUGAUUCAUUUCCGGACUGGCUACUUAGAGGACGGCGUCCUUCAGACGGACGCGGUCAAAUUGAGGCAUCAUUACAUGAAUUCAACGACAUUCUACAUAGACUGCUUAUGUCUUCUACCAUUGGACUUUCUAUAUUUAUCCAUAGGAUUCAAUUCAAUACUCAGGUCGUUUCGUCUAGUCAAAAUUUAUCAGUUCUGGGCCUUCAUGGACAGAACAGAAAGGCAUACGAACUAUCCAAAUUUAUUCAGAUCGCUGAGUCUUAUUCAUUACUUGUUAGUGAUAUUUCAUUGGAAUGGCUGUUUAUAUCAUAUAAUAGCAAAAAAUAAUGGUUUCGGUAGUAAAAAUUGGGUCUUUCAUGACUCGGAGAGUUCUGACGUUGUGAAGCAAUACUUGCAGAGUUAUUACUGGUGCACGUUGGCGCUCACCACGAUAGGUGAUUUGCCAAGGCCUCGUAGUAAAAGUGAAUACAUUUUUGUAAUUGCUCAAUUAUUAUUCGGUUUACUAUUAUUUGCCACAGUACUUGGACAUGUGGCGAACAUUGUCACAUCGGUUAGUACAGCGAGGAAGGAGUUUCAGGCAAAACUGGACGGUGUGAAGACCUACAUGCGCAUCAGACGGGUUCCUCAGAAGCUGCAAUUCAAGGUGAUAAAAUGGUUCGAUUAUCUAUGGUUGACGCAAAAGUGUUCGGACGAAGAACGAGCUGUCAGCUGUCUGCCGGAUAAAUUGAAAGCAGAAAUUGCUAUCAACGUUCAUCUGGACACGCUGAAACGGGUCGAAAUAUUCCAAAACACGGAAGCUGGAUUUCUCUGCGAGCUCGUGCUCAGACUGAGGCCUGUGCUGUUCUCACCAGGAGACUUUAUCUGCAGGAAAGGUGAAGUCGGCAAGGAGAUGUACAUAGUGAAUCGGGGCAAACUCCAAGUGGUGGCUGAUAACGGCAAGACGGUGCUGGCGACGCUCAAAGCAGGCUCGUAUUUCGGCGAAAUUAGCAUCCUAAACAUGGGCACUGCAGGAAAUAGAAGGACAGCAAGCGUCCGAUCUGUGGGCUACAGUGACCUCUUCGUGUUAAGUAAAAAGGACAUGUGGGACGUCCUUAAGGAAUAUCCUAUGGCCAGGAUACGACUUGAAGCAAUAGCUUCAAAGCGAUUGCUGAAAUACGAAGGAGAUAAGACAGCAAACGAGCAAUAA